Molecule: messenger RNA, 705 nt
Organism: Abrus precatorius (Indian licorice)
Lineage: Eukaryota; Viridiplantae; Streptophyta; Magnoliopsida; Fabales; Fabaceae
Product: multiprotein-bridging factor 1b
Exons: 4
Coding region: 79-507 (142 amino acids)
Cellular component (GO): nucleus
Molecular function (GO): DNA binding
Source: RefSeq, a predicted model, not a curated record
GAAACCCUAGAAGGCUUCACCGACCCAACAACGCUAAGAAGAAGCAGUUUCCGACACAAGCAAACCAAACCUCGGAAAAUGUCAGGAGCAGGACCUGUCUCGCAGGAUUGGGAACCAGUGGUGCUCCGCAAGAAAGCUCCCACCGCCGCCGCCCGCAAGGACGAGAAAGCCGUCAACGCCGCCCGCCGCACCGGCGCCGAAAUCGAUACCAUCAAAAAAUAUAAUGCUGGAAUGAACAAAUCUGCUUCUAGUAGCACUUCAUUGAAUACUAAGAGGUUGGAUGAUGAUACAGAGAAUCUAUCUCAUGAUCGGGUACCAACUGAACUCAAGAAAGCUAUAAUGCAGGCUCGGAUGGACAAGAAACUUACACAGUCUCAGCUUGCUCAACUGAUCAAUGAGAAGCCUCAAGUGAUCCAGGAGUAUGAGUCAGGGAAAGCCAUUCCAAACCAGCAGAUAAUUGGCAAGUUGGAGAGAGCCCUUGGUGCCAAACUGCGUGGCAAGAAAUAAGGAAGCAAAUCUAACGCAUAUGUAUCUAGUUUAGGUUUUUAUGUCACUGCCCAGGUUGGUUGCUUUUGCACGCUGAUUAUGUGUGUAUGCAGGAGAGACAACUAGUGUGGCAACCGCACUCUUUUACUUGUUGAAACAUUGUGUAUUCUCAUAAAUAAAGAUGUAUUUUCAGCAUAAAUUUACCUUGGUGCAGUGAUG